Lycium barbarum (goji berry) is the source of this 501-nucleotide messenger RNA. RefSeq lists its product as uncharacterized. The transcript is spliced from 2 exons. NCBI's taxonomy places the organism in Eukaryota, Viridiplantae, Streptophyta, Magnoliopsida, Solanales, Solanaceae. The record is from RefSeq and is a predicted model, not a curated record. Bases 64 to 501 code for a protein of 145 amino acids.
UGGCUUUCGAGAAAAAAGCUUAUCUCAAAAAUUUACAAUUUCCUUCUCCUUCACAUCAAGAUUAUGGCACCAAAUAAGCAAUGGAUGGAACUUAUUAAUGAUCGACUUGCUGGUGCUUACGUAGAUGGGGUGGAAAGUUUUUUAGAUUAUGCUUUUACAAGAUUGGGAGAACCACAAUUGAUACGUUGUCCCUGCAUCAAAUGUGGUAAUGCGACUUCUAGAACACGUGUUGUGGUCAGGUCACAUUUGAUAGUACAUGGGAUAAUACCGGGUUAUACUCUUUGGUAUCACCAUGGGGAGAGGUCAGGUGAAGCACAACCAGAUUCUGAAUUUAUAUAUGAUAAUGACAUCGAAGAGGGUGAUGGUGAGGAUGAAAUACAUGGGAUUUUGAGAGAUUUGUAUUAUAAUGGAGAUAAUAUGAACAAUAGUGGUGAUGAUUUUGUUGACGAGGAACCAAAUCCUGAAGCAAAACGAUUUUAUAAGCUACUGGAGGAUUUUUAG